Molecule: messenger RNA, 6583 nt
Organism: Cercocebus atys (sooty mangabey)
Lineage: Eukaryota; Metazoa; Chordata; Mammalia; Primates; Cercopithecidae
Product: protocadherin-16-like
Exons: 2
Coding region: 1508-6283 (1591 amino acids)
Biological process (GO): homophilic cell-cell adhesion
Cellular component (GO): plasma membrane
Molecular function (GO): calcium ion binding
Source: RefSeq, a predicted model, not a curated record
GGAUUAAUUUAUUAAUUCAACCGGUAUUUACUAAAUAAAAUCCAUAUAUCCUUCAAAAAUAAUUUUUACUAAUACUUUCUAUCACUAUCAGAAUCUGAAAUCUCAGAUUUCAUGCUUUAAAAAUAAUUCAUUUAACAUGAAUUAUAAAUUAUCAUUAUAUGAGUUGGAUAAUUAAAUAAAAUAACAAGAUAUUUAAGGGGAGAAAAUCUUAUAUGUGGCAAGAUAAGUGGUGCUCCAUUCAAUAUAUUAAUUGCAACCAAUAAAUUGGUUAACUGUGUCUCAGUGGUACCAUUCUUUCUUAUUGUUGGAGAGUAAUCACAGUAGCUGCAUGCUGUGGUGGGAUCCAUUUUAUAUACACGUCUCUUUACUUCACCAUGUCUGAGUAGAGACAGCCUAAGUCACCCUUUGGUCACAGAAUAAAAUAUUUUAUAUCAGUGCUUCUUGUUUCCCCCAAAAUUAGCUGGUCAAGGAAUAAGAUAUCUGGGAUACAAAAGGUGAGUGUGGUAACAGGCAAACUCAUUAUAAAAUAUAGAUUACAUCUAUCUCACUAAAUAAGUUCAGCUUAAAACCUUUAUCUUCACAAAAUUCUGUGACUGUGACUCACUUUUGUCUUGACAUUAUCCAUAUAAUAGUCAUGUAGAAUAAUCAAGUCCUGUCACCCUCUGAGCUUCAGUUUCAGUUUCCUUAUCUUUUAUUUCCUUUUUAGUUAUAAGAAUCUGUGAUUCUAAUACUAUUUGCCUUACUCCUAGGUUCAGUGUAGGUUCACACCGUAAAUUACUUGAUACAAAAUAAGAUACCUGUUUAUUCACCUGUAUUACUAUUUGCACGUUAAAGUAGGAAAAUAGAACCUAUCAUUUCAAAGUAGUCCCCCUUUAGACCAUGUAUAGAGAACAUCUUAAACUUUUGCAUCAUCACAAAGUUCUCACAUUCUUAAAAAGAAUAUAUGUAACUAUUAUGAAUUGAAUUGGAAGUGUAUAAAAAUUUGUCUCCUGUGGUUGGAUUAUGUAAAGAAAUGGAGUUCUUUGAAGUUUCACUGAUAAGGGUGUGGGGAGACUGAGAUAUCUUCUUGAUUUGUGCUCAUGAUUAUUCUGGUUCAUGCACUGUAAUGAAAUAACCUUUUAAAUUAUGCAGUUUAAUGUAAUAACAAAGUUUGUAAAAAUUCUGUACAGUUAAAAAUGGCUUUCAUUUGAAAACUUCCCAAAUACGCUGUCUUGAAGUUGUUAAUUUCUCAGUCAAGACGCAGGGUGGCGCUGCAGGCUAAGUUGUGAAUAAAGAGUCCUAAAACGCUCGCUUAUUCUUUUGUGUCGCUUAGACGCAAUAAAAAACACACGGAAGAAGCGUUGCAAGCAGUGCAGGUUUAUCAACGGCUUGGGGCAGCGAUAUACUAAACAAAUUUAAUAUUAAAAGCAACUGUGUGAUAAUUCCUCCAAGCAAGAUUUUAGAAUUGAAUGUCUAAAGUCUUGUUGUGGUUGCUGAAGGGAUUGGAUAUAAGGACCUGGACUCCAACAUGAAGAAGCUAGGGAGAAUUCAUCCAAACAGGCAAGUGUUGGCGUUUAUUUUGAUGGUGUUCUUGUCUCAGGUUCACCUUGAGCCUAUUCGUUAUUCUGUGUUGGAGGAAACAGAGAGCGGCUCCUUUGUAGCUCAUCUGACCAAGGAUCUGGGCCUGGGAAUUGCAGAACUGGCCGCCCGGUCAGCCGGGGUGGUGUCUGACGAUGACAAGCAGCGUUUGCAGCUGGAUCGUCAGACUGGAGAUUUGUUUCUGAGGGAGAAACUAGACCGGGAAGAGCUCUGUGGUCCUAUUGAACCGUGUAUACUGCAUUUCCAAGUGUUCCUGGAAAUGCCCGUGCAAUUUUUUCAAGGAGAAUUAUUGAUCCAGGACAUAAAUGAUCACUCUCCAGUAUUCCCUGAAAGGGAAGUGCUCUUGAAAAUACCAGAAAAUAGUCAGCCGGGGACUCUAUUUCCGUUGCUAAUAGCUGAGGAUUUGGAUGUGGGCAGCAAUGGUCUCCAAAAAUACACAAUCAGCCCCAAUUCUCAUUUUCACAUUCUCACUCGAAAUCAUAGUGAGAGCAAGAAAUACCCAGAUUUGGUGCAGGACAAACCACUGGAUCGAGAGGAGCAAUCUGAGUUCAGCUUAACCCUCGUGGCGCUGGAUGGUGGGUCUCCACCUAGGUCUGGCACUGUCAUGGUUCGAAUCCUGAUCAUGGACAUCAAUGACAAUGCUCCUGAGUUUGUGCACACUCCAUAUGGGGUGCAGGUCCUGGAAAACAGCCCCCUAGACUCUCCAAUUGUUAGGGUCUUAGCUAGAGAUGUAGAUGCUGGAAACUUUGGGAGUGUUUCUUAUGGCUUAUUCCAAGCAUCAGAUGAAAUUAAACAAACUUUCUCAAUAAAUGAAGUCACGGGAGAAAUACUACUGAAAAAAAAAUUGGAUUUCGAAAAAAUUAAAUCUUACCAUGUAGAAAUUGAGGCCACAGAUGGAGGAGGCCUUUCUGGGAAAGGCACUGUAGUCAUAGAAGUGGUGGAUGUGAAUGACAAUCCCCCAGAACUUAUCAUAUCUUCACUCACCAGCUCCAUCCCAGAAAAUGCUCCUGAGACGGUAGUCUCUAUCUUCCGAAUUCGAGAUAGAGAUUCCGGAGAAAAUGGAAAGACGAUUUGCUCUAUUCCAGAUAAUCUACCGUUUGUUCUAAAACCAACUUUGAAGAAUUUUUACACCCUGGUAACAGAGAGACCACUGGACAGAGAGACCAGAGCUGAGUACAACAUCACCAUCACCGUCACUGAUUUGGGGACACCCAGGCUGAAAACCCAGCAGAGCAUAACCGUGCAGGUCUCCGACGUCAAUGACAACGCCCCCACCUUCACUCAAACCUCCUACACCCUGUUCGUCCGUGAGAACAACAGCCCCGCCCUGCACAUCGGCAGUGUCAGCGCCACAGACCGAGACUCAGGUACCAACGCCCAAGUCACAUACUUGCUGCUGCCGCCCCAGGACCCGCACCUGCCCCUCGCCUCCUUGGUCUCCAUCAACGCGGACAACGGCCACCUGUUUGCCCUCAGGUCGCUGGACUACGAGGCCCUGCAGGCGUUCGAGUUCGGCGUGGGCGCUGCAGACCGCGGCUCCCCGGAGCUGAGCAGCGAGGCGCUGGUGCGCGUGCUGGUGCUGGACGCCAACGACAACUCGCCCUUCGUGUUGCACCCGCUGCAGAAUGGCUCCGCGCCCUGCACCGAGCUGGUGCCCCGGGCGGCCGAGCCGGGCUACCUGGUGACCAAGGUGGUGGCGGUGGACGGCGACUCGGGCCAGAACGCCUGGCUGUCGUACCAGCUGCUCAAGGCCAGCGAGCCUGGGCUGUUCGGCGUGUGGGCGCACAAUGGCGAGGUGCGCACCUCCAGGCUGCUGAGCGAGCGCGACGCGGCCAAGCACAGGCUGGUGGUGCUGGUCAAGGACAAUGGCGAGCCUCCGCGCUCGGCCACUGCCACGCUGCACGUGCUCCUGGUGGAUGGCUUCUCCCAGCCCUACCUGCCGCUCCCGGAGGCGGCCCCGGCCCAGGCCCAGAACGACUCGCUCACCAUCUACCUGGUGGUGGCGUUGGCCUCGGUGUCGUCGCUCUUCCUUUUGUCGGUGCUCCUGUUCGUGGCGGUGCGGCUGUGCAGUAGGAGCAGGGCGGCCUCUGUGGGUCACUGCUCGGUGCCCGAGGGCGCCUUUCCAGGGCAUCAGGUGGGCGUGAGCGGCACCGAGACCCUGUCCCAGAGCUACCAGUACGAGGUGUGUCUGACAGGAGACUCUGGGACUGGUGAGUUCAAGUUCCUGAAGCCAAUAUUUCCUAAUCUCUUGGUCCAGGACACCGGGAGGGAAGUUAAGGAAAACCCCAACUUCAGGAAUAGCUUUGUAUUCAGAACAAUGGAGACUGCGCUAGCAAAAACGCCACAGAAAAGGCAAGUUAUGUUUCUUGCUAUACUGUUGCUUUUGUGGGAGGCUGGCUCUGAGGCAGUUAGGUAUUCCAUACCAGAAGAAACAGAAAGUGGCUAUUCUGUGGCCAACCUGGCAAAAGACCUUGGUCUUAGGGUGGGGGAACUGGCCACUCGGAGCGCGCGAAUCCAUUACAAAGGAGACAAAGAGCUCUUGCAGCUUGAUAUAAAGACCGGCAAUUUGCUUCUAUAUGAAAAACUAGACAGGGAGGUGAUGUGCGGGACGACAGAACCCUGUAUAUUGCAUUUCCAACUCUUACUAGAAAACCCAGUGCAGUUUUUUCAAACUGAUCUGCAGCUCACAGAUAUUAAUGACCAUUCUCCAGAGUUCCCAGAGAGGGAAAUGCUCCUAAAAAUCCCAGAAAGCACCCAGCCAGGGACUGUGUUUCCUUUAAAAAUAGCCCAGGACUUUGACAUAGGUAGCAACACUGUUCAGAACUACACAAUCAGCACAAAUUCCCACUUUCAUGUUGCUACUCAUAAUCGCGGAGAUGGCAGAAAAUACCCAGAGCUGGUGCUGGACAAAGCUCUGGACCGGGAGGAGCGGCCUGAGCUCAGCUUAACACUCACUGCACUGGAUGGUGGUGCUUCGCCCAGGUCUGGGACCACCACAGUUCGCAUUGUCGUCUUGGACAAUAAUGACAACCCCCCUGAAUUUUUGCAAUCACUCUAUGAGGUACAGGUGCCCGAGAACAGCCCCCUUAACUCCUUAGUUGUCGCUGUCUCCGCCCGAGAUUUAGAUGCAGGAGCGUACGGAAGUGUAGCCUACGCUCUAUUCCAAGGCGAUGAAGUUACUCAACCAUUUGCAAUAGACGAAAAAACAGGAGAAAUUCGCCUGAAAAGGGCAUUGGAUUUCGAGGCAACUCCAUAUUAUAACGUGGAAAUUGUAGCCACAGAUGGUGGGGGCCUUUCAGGAAAAUGCACUGUGGCUAUAGAAGUGGUGGAUGUGAAUGACAACGCCCCUGAACUCACCAUGUCGACGCUCUCCAGCCCUACCCCAGAAAAUGCCCCAGAAACUAUAGUUGCUGUUUUCAGUGUUUCUGAUCCAGACUCCGGGGACAACGGUAGGAUGAUUUGUUCCAUUCAGAAUGAUCUCCCCUUUCUUUUGAAGCCCACAUUAAAAAACUUUUACACCCUAGUGACACAGAGAACACUGGACAGAGAAAGCCAAGCCGAGUACAACAUCACUAUCACCGUCACCGACUUGGGGACACCCAGGCUGAAAACCGAGCACAACAUAACCUUGCUGGUUUCCGACGUCAAUGACAACGCCCCCGCCUUCACCCAAACCUCCUACACCCUCUUCGUCCGUGAGAACAACAGCCCCGCCCUGCACAUCGGCAGUGUCAGCGCCACAGACAGAGAUUCAGGUACCAACGCCCUGGUCACCUACUCGCUACUGCCGCCCCCGGACCCUCACCUGCCCCUCGUCUCCCUGGUCUCCAUCAACGCAGACAACGGCCACCUGUUCGCCCUCAGGUCGCUGGACUAUGAGGCCCUGCAGGCCUUCGAGUUCCGCGUGGGCGCCACAGACCGCGGCUCCCCGAAGCUGAGCAGCGAGGCGCUGGUGCGCGUGCUGGUGUUGGACGCCAACGACAACUCGCCCUUCGUGCUGUACCCGCUGCAAAACGGCUCCGCGCCCUGCACCGAGCUGGUGCCCCGGGCGGCCGAGCCGGGCUACCUGGUGACCAAGGUGGUGGCGGUGGACGGCGACUCGGGCCAGAACGCCUGGCUGUCGUACCAGCUGCUCAAGGCCACGGAGCCCGGGCUGUUCGGUGUGUGGGCGCACAAUGGCGAGGUGCACACUGCCAGGCUGCUGAACGAGCGCGACGCGGCCAAGCACAGGCUGGUGGUGCUGGUCAAGGACAAUGGCGAGCCUCCGCGCUCGGCCACUGCCACGCUGCACGUGCUCCUGGUGGAUGGCUUCUCCCAGCCCUACCUGCCGCUCCCGGAGGCGGCCCCGGCCCAGGCCGAGGCCGACUGGCUCACCGUCUACCUGGUGGUGGCAUUGGCCUCGGUGUCGUCGCUCUUCCUUUUGUCGGUGCUCCUGUUCGUGGCGGUGCGGCUGUGCAGGAGGAGCAGGGAGGCCUUAGUGGGUCGCUGCUCGGUGCCCGAGGGCCCCUUUCCAGGGCAUCUGGUGGACGUAAGCGGCACCGGGACCCUGUCCCAGAGCUACCAGUACGAGGUGUGUCUGACCGGAGACUCAGGGACCGGCGAGUUCAAGUUCCUGAAGCCUAUUAUUCCUAAGCUUUUGCCCCAGGGCACUGGUGAAGAAAUAGGGAAAACUGCCGCCUUCCGGAAUAACUUUGGAUUAAAUUAGAGAUCUCGUUAUGACACAUUGUUUUCUGCCAUUUAUCCCAAACUUUUUCAGAUCUAGAAUUCGAGAGUGUCAUGGACAAAAAUUUCACCUUGAGAUUUAGCUUUUAUUUCCCUUUUUAAUGGAUUUGUCUGCUGAACUUUAUUCUGUCCAAGUAUUGAAAACUCAAUUUUAUUUCAUUGCAUUUAUUUACAUAGGGUCAUUCCAAAUCCAUGCAUGCUGUUGAUUUUCCUGAGAUAUUUUUCUCUUCUUGUUGGUACUUGUUGUGAUAAACCAUCUUAAUAAAAUCAAAUAUUAAUUUUA